Messenger RNA from Oncorhynchus mykiss (rainbow trout), 1038 nucleotides. It is a transcript of the gene rrp7a, whose product is annotated as ribosomal RNA processing 7 homolog A. Gene Ontology annotation, cellular component: UTP-C complex; CURI complex. Gene Ontology annotation, biological process: rRNA processing; ribosomal small subunit assembly. Gene Ontology annotation, molecular function: RNA binding. Lineage: Eukaryota; Metazoa; Chordata; Actinopteri; Salmoniformes; Salmonidae. The record is from RefSeq and is a predicted model, not a curated record.
AGUAGGAUUAACAUUUUUGGUGGGGGGAUUUGUAUUAAGCACAUUUAGACUACAACCAAUCCAUUUCUACUUCCUGUGUGAAAGGUCGCAAAGAAGAUGGCGCCGUCCAAGACGAAACAUGCCAACCAGGCUUGUGUUAUUCCAGGAGGUUUUACAGUGCUUUCUCUACAGUUCAGUACUGACAGUGUUGCCCAGCACAAAAUAUGUGUAAAAGAGCACCGGGUGCGAGCAGAGAAAACCACACAAAGACCCCUCGACAGAACACUGUUUGUCCUUAACAUUCCCCCAUAUUGCUCUGAGGGUGUGAUAAAGGAGCUCUUCUCUCAGUUUGGUCCUGUUCAGUCUGUGGAGCUGAGAGAGAAGCCAGGGUCCUUUGAGCACUCAGGACCCAAGCUGGCCAAGUAUUUCACACCAGCACAAAAACAGGGGUUCAGAGUGGGUUACAUCGUGUUUCAGAAGGCCAUCAGUAUUACAGCAGUGAAGUCCCAUCCCCAUGAUGUCCCAUUGGUUGUUUCCACAGAGCAGCGACCUGUGUGGACAGGUCUACAGAAAUGGAUUCAUCAGUACAAGCAGUCAUUUGCUCAGCCAGACAAACUACAGGAGGCAGUUGACACCUUCAUGCAGGAUUAUGAUAAGAGAAAAGAAGAGGAGGCAGAGCGACAAAAGGAGGAGGCUGAGGAGCAGCUGGAGGAUGAGGAGGGCUGGGUAAAAGUUACCAGGGGUAAAAGCGGGACCAAGACCCGCCCCCACAGUGAGGUAUCCAAUCAGAAAGCUCUGCAGAAGGAGAGCAGAAAGAGGAAGCGAAAGGAGCUCAUGAACUUCUACACCUGGCAGCACAGAAACACACAGAAAGAACACAUCGCUGAACUGAGGAAAAAGUUUGAAGAGGACAAACAGCGAAUUGCUUUGCUAAGAGCACAGAGGAAGUUCCGACCUUACUGAAUCAAGUUUCUUGAGAUUCUCUCCACCUUCCUGUUUUUUAAACCACCUAACCACAUCAUUGAUGUCAAUAAAUAUCAAUUUAUUCUGUUUGUUUAG